Parus major (Great Tit) is the source of this 1353-nucleotide messenger RNA. RefSeq names its product cell death inducing DFFA like effector c (gene CIDEC). The transcript is spliced from 6 exons. Bases 371 to 1147 code for a protein of 258 amino acids. The record is from RefSeq and is a predicted model, not a curated record. Lineage: Eukaryota; Metazoa; Chordata; Aves; Passeriformes; Paridae. Gene Ontology annotation, biological process: apoptotic process; regulation of apoptotic process.
UGGCUCCAGAGACCCCAGACCCUCCCUGGGCAGCUGUGCCAGGGCUCUGCCACCCUCCAUGGACAGAGCUUCCUCCUCACGUCGAGAGGGAAUUCCUCGUGGUUUAUUCCGUGGCCAUCGCUCCUGGUCCUGGACAGCGCUGGGAACAGCCUGGCACCGUCCUGUGCCAGCCCGUGGAGAUAUUUAUACGGAUUGAUGGGAUCCCCUGUCAGCAUUCCCUUCUCCAGCGGGCCAUGCCCAGCUCCCGCAGCGCCUCCUCAGCAGGGCGAUGCUCCAGACCCCGGUUGGGGCUGGCCGGGCAGGAGGGGAGCGGCCGGGGGGAGGAGGAGUCUCUGUGACAGGUAUAUAAGGUGAGGUGAGGCGCAGGGGGAUGAUCCUGGGAAGAAGAGCUGGUGUUUGUUGGAGGCUGCUCCGUGCUCCCUGGAAGAUGGAUUACGCCAAAUCCCUGAGCCAGCGCCUGGCUGCCCCCGUGUCCAAAUGUGUCUCUGCCAGUGCCUCCAUGACCCAGCAGCUGCUGGCUGGCCCGGCCCCACCAUCCCGGCCCUACCGCGUGUGCAACUGCGACCGCAGCCUGCGCAAGGGCGUCAUGGCCCCGAGCCUCGCCGAGCUGCUGUGCCAGGCUCAGAGCGCCCUGGCCCUGCCGGCGCCCAUCGUGCUGGUGCUGGAUGAGGAUGGCACCGCCGUGGAGACAGAGUCGUUCUUCAGGACGCUGGAGGAGGGCACGGCGCUGAUGGCCCUGAGCAAGGGACAGACCUGGACUGCCCCCAAGACACGUGGCUACCAGGUGAGUCUGUCCCGCAAGCCCCCGCGCAGGAUCGACGUCGCCUGCGUCACCUUCGACCUGUACAAGACCCACCCGAAGGACCUGGGCUGCCUCAACGUCAAAGCCACCCUGUAUGGCACCUACAGCAUGUCCUACGACCUGCGCUGCUACGGGGCGCGGCGCCUGGUGAAGGAAGCCCUGCGCUGGGGGCUGUUCACCAUGCAGGCCACGGGCCACGUCCUGCUGGGCACCUCGUGCUACAUGCAGCAGCUGCUGGAUGCCACCGAGGAGGAGCAGAAGGAAGAGGAGAAGAGCCCGCUGCCCCUUCAGAACCUCCUGCCCUGCAGCCUCCCCGCCCUGCCCUACAAGAAGAUGUCGCAGUGAGGGUCGGCUGGCCUGGCCUGUCCCCUCUGCUGUCCCCCCAACCUCGGGGGUCCCAGCACCCCGCUAGGUCAAUACCUGGGCCGAGGCUGCCGCGGUGCCUGGCACAGCCUCUCCUUGCACUCUGCUGGCUGAGUGUGGCCAAAUCUGCUCUGGAAUAGCUGCUGCUCUGUAAAUAUAUUUAUUUAAGUAAAGUUCUCCUGAAUUCA